AUGCAGAAUUCUCCGCUAUUCGCCCAUGCAGAUUUGACCGGAUCGGGUUUGCAGGAUGAGGGAUGUUCCGGCCCGCUACCCAAUUUACCGAAUGGUAUCUCCAUCUCCGGACUUCGAGCCAGCACCUCCAGUACCAGUACCGGCGCCAGUCCCGAUGAUACUUCCACCGAUUCCCCCGACUGGCAUGGCGGAGACCGAUCCCCUCCAGCGGACCUGGAUAUCUCCAUGAACGCCUUUACCCAGUCGGACGAUUAUAUGUUGGAGUCACAGAUGGCGGAGAUGGACGAAAUGCCCAAAGUGGAGGAGUUGGACGAGGAGGAUAUUCAAAGCAUCAAACCGUCGGAUGUGGGGAAUCGCCAUGACCAUGACUCGGGCGCUCCCGCCGCUGUUCCACGGAAACGUGGUCGCCCUCGCAAACACCCUCUGCCCACUCCAGGGAACCAAGCCAAGAUCACCAAGGGUCGCUCCAAGACGGGCUGUAUCACUUGUCGACGUCGGAAGAAGAAGUGUGAUGAGACCAAGCCAGCGUGUCUCAACUGUCAAAAGAAUGCCGUGGUCUGUGAGGGUUACCCCCCGAAAGAGAUUUGGAAGAGUGGGAGACAGAAGAUGGCCGACGCCGUCCUCACCCACUCCCUGGCAGCGGUGCCGCGCAAUCUCCCCCUCCUCAUCGACGGAAUCGAAACCGACAUCGAUCGCCGCUUCCUCGACCAUUUCGUCUACGGUUUCAGUCGCGUCUUGACUCUCGUUAACGAUGACUCCAACCCUUUCAAGGAGAUCCUUCUGCCCAUGGCCACCCAACAUCGCGGCUUGAUGCACUCGCUCAUGUGUCUCUCGGGAUCGCAUUUAUCGGGGCUCGAUCCGGAACCGAAGCUGAAGGAGCGCAAAUACUUCCACUUCCAUCGCGCCAUCCAGGACUUGAAGGACAACAUUACAGCUUCCUCAGCACAGGGCGGGGAUAAGGACGAGCAGCUUCUAGUGGAGGACCCUAUCAUUGCCUCGACGAUCGCCCUCAGUUUGAAUACAAUCUGUGAAGGAGAGACGAAUGGCGAAUACCGGCCGCACAUGGAUGCCGCCAGGUAUCUCCUAGUGUCGCAGCAGCCACGGAAUGAAAAGUUCCGUCAGUUCAUCGUCGAGUUCUUCCAGUACCAUGACAUCUCCAACGCGCUCACUUCCCUAGACCGCCGUCCCGCUCUCAACUCCGGAGGGAUACAUCUUCCUGACUUUGUACCGGGAGCCCAGGCCGGCAUGUUCUUGGGUGUCUUUGAUGGUUUAUUCAACUAUAUCUCGGAGAUCACCCAACUACGGGAUCGCAUUCGGCAACGCUUCAAUGAGGGAUAUGAGCCGGCCGUGGACUAUCAAACUCUGAGUGAGGCAGUUCAGGUUGAUACGGCCAUUCGGACCUGGCAGACUUCGCACGAGGAGGACACCCCGAAUUUCUUCCUUGCCCAACUAUACCGACAAUCUACUUGGGUCUACCUCUACCGCACAAUUCGCCCCUCGCGUCCAAGCGAGAAGAUCGCUCAAGUGGUCGACGAUGGCCUGUCUUGGUUGGAUCGCUUGCCGCAGGAUGCCGGUGCUUACAGCAUUGUCCUUAUGCCACUCUUCUUACUUGGCUGUUCGGCAUUCGUGGCAGAGCAACGUGAACGUAUCCAAAAAGGAUUCGAAACUCUCAAGUCAUACUCAAACCUACGUAACAUCGAACCUGCUUUCAAGGUUGUCACGCAGGUCUGGGAGAUUAUGGACACGAAAAUCGAGGACAGCUGGGAUUGGGAGAAGAUCAUUCAUGACAUGAAUAUGGACUUCCUCAUUACCUAG
Messenger RNA from Penicillium cosmopolitanum, 1815 nucleotides. RefSeq names its product Zn(II)2Cys6 transcription factor. The record is from RefSeq and is a predicted model, not a curated record. Bases 1 to 1815 code for a protein of 604 amino acids. Gene Ontology annotation, molecular function: zinc ion binding; transcription cis-regulatory region binding; DNA-binding transcription factor activity, RNA polymerase II-specific. Lineage: Eukaryota; Fungi; Ascomycota; Eurotiomycetes; Eurotiales; Aspergillaceae. The transcript has 3 exons. Gene Ontology annotation, biological process: positive regulation of transcription by RNA polymerase II. Gene Ontology annotation, cellular component: nucleus.